CUGAGGCAUUCAUGUGGGAUCCUAUAUAGAUUUGAGAGCUCAUCCCCUUAGGAGCAUUACAGAGAUUUGAAAAAACAAAGAGAAAUAUGGAGGAGAAGAUAGGAUAAGAUCACAAAAUCAUACACAUAAAAAUGGUUUCGAGGGAAGACAAGAGAGCAUCACUUCAACAGAAGCUUCAUCUUCUUCGUUCCAUCACAAAUUCUCAUGCUGUGAACAAAACAACAAUCAUAGUGGAUGCAUCGAAGUACAUCGAAGAGCUAAAGCAGAAAGUGGAAAGACUGAAUAAAGAUAUAUCAGCUGCUCAAUCUUCAGACCAUCAAAAUCCAUUGCAGGUCACAGUAGAAACCCUAGACAAGGGUUUCCUCAUCAGUGUGUUUUCGGACAAGACAUGCCCCGGUCUGCUUGUUUCCUUGUUGGAAGCCUUUGAAGAACUGGGUCUCAACAUUCUUGAAGCUAGGGUUUCUUGCACAGACAGCUUCCGGUUACAAGCUGUUGGUGGUGAAAAUGAAGAUCAGAAUGAAUCUGUUGAUGCACAAGCGGUGAAACAAGCAGUGUUGCAGGCUAUUAAGAAUUGGAGUGAGGGUUGUGAUCAACUGGACUAAAAUGAAUGUUUUUGUUGGUCAUCUAUCUAUUAACCAUCUUUCUCAUGCAUCUUGUCUUUUCAGGUAUGAAUCAAUUGAAUUAAACUCGAGUUUAAACUCGAUAUUGGUCGGAA
Messenger RNA from Hibiscus syriacus, 715 nucleotides. RefSeq lists its product as uncharacterized. Lineage: Eukaryota; Viridiplantae; Streptophyta; Magnoliopsida; Malvales; Malvaceae. Gene Ontology annotation, cellular component: nucleus. Bases 132 to 602 code for a protein of 156 amino acids. Gene Ontology annotation, molecular function: DNA-binding transcription factor activity; sequence-specific DNA binding. The record is from RefSeq and is a predicted model, not a curated record. The transcript has 3 exons. Gene Ontology annotation, biological process: regulation of DNA-templated transcription.